Molecule: messenger RNA, 2096 nt
Organism: Lontra canadensis (Northern American river otter)
Lineage: Eukaryota; Metazoa; Chordata; Mammalia; Carnivora; Mustelidae
Gene: KCTD18
Product: potassium channel tetramerization domain containing 18
Exons: 7
Coding region: 341-1567 (408 amino acids)
Biological process (GO): protein homooligomerization
Source: RefSeq, a predicted model, not a curated record
UCCCACUUGGAUCUUGGCCCGGUUGCGCCUCCGACUUCCAGGCAGCAGAAGAAGUCACAUUGAUGAGUGGCGUUGGAAAGCUGGACCGUGGGUCCGUGAGAGUUUCUGUCUACUGACCAUGUUUGACACCCAGUGUUUUUGUCAGACACCAGUGGUCUCCUUUCCCUGAUGCAUUAGAGACUGGCCAGACUGGAGCAUCUCGGAGAGGAUGCUCGCAGUACACGUGAGUUGCCAGGACUGAGCCUCUAGACAGCCAUUUUACAGAGGUGGAACAGGACCGCCCUUACUUUGCAGUUUCUGAAAGCGUUUGAAGGCAAAAAUUCAGGUGUUGCUGGGAGCAAUGGAAGGUCACAAGGCAGAAGAAAAGGUGUUAGAUAUUCUUCGACUGAAUGUGGGUGGCUGUAUUUACACAGCCAGACGUGAGUCCUUGUGCCGCUUUAAAGACUCGAUGCUGGCAUCCAUGUUCAGUGGUCGUUUUCCUCUAAAAACAGAUGAAUCGGGGGCUUGUGUUAUUGACCGUGAUGGACAUCUAUUUAAAUACCUUUUGGAUUAUCUUCAUGGAGAAGUUCACAUUCCCACAGACGAGCACACCCGAGUUGCUCUCCAGGAAGAGGCUGAUUACUUUGGCAUCCCUUAUCCGUACAGCCUGUCUGACCACUUGGCCAAUGAAAUGGAGACAUAUUCUUUAAGGUCAAAUAUAGAACUUAAAAAGGCUCUAACAGACUUCUGUGAUUCAUAUGGUUUAGUUUGCAAUAAGCCAACAGUUUGGGUUCUCCACUAUCUUAACACAUCCGGUGCAAGCUGUGAGAGCAGAAUUAUCGGUGUAUACUCCACAAAAACGGAUGGAACAGAUGCUAUUGAUAAGCAGCUGGGAGGAAGAAUUCACAGUAAAAGCAUUUUUAAAAGAGAGGCGGGAAAUAAUGUUCAGUACAUUUGGAGCUAUUAUUCAGUAGCUGAACUGAAGAAAAUGAUGGAUGCCUUCGAUGCCUGGGAAGGAAAAGGUGUUAGCUACUGGCGGGUGCCUCAUGAGCUCAUAGAAUGUUGGACUCUGGAAGAGCGGCCCUUGCUUGGAAGCCUCCGUCACAUGGCCCCGAUUCGAAAGAGGCGACUGACGGCGUUCAGUGACGAGGAAGACGAAGGUGUGAACUGUAAGACUGGUCCCAAGCCGGUCAGGUUCCUGGGCCCUUCCACCAGCACCCAAAUUAAAGUCAAGAACUCGGCGUCGGUCCGGGUGUCCCCGGCCGGCGCCCUCCAGUCUGCAGGCGGGAAGGCAGCGCCGCGCUCCCCGUCCCGGGCGGGCGCUGCGCUGCCCGGGCAGCCCCAGGCUCCUCGUGGGGCCGGGAGCGCGGAGAACGGAGCCGCGCACCCGCCUCCCGCCAAGGCCCUGCUCUCCGACAAGAAGGCCACCCCGCCCCGCGUGAUAAAACUGAAGCGGACUCCACUGUGCGCCGCCGGGCCGCCCCCGGCCGCCGGCGCAGAAGCCAGGCCCGCGGAGACGCUCCUGCCGGCCCCGGAAGCCCCCGGCGCGCACGCGCGGACCGAAAAUGGGCGGGGUCAGGCUGAUUGACGGAAGCGUCCCGCUCCCCUCCCGGAGCGCCCGAGCGUGCGCGGCUCUUCCGUGGCCCUGUUUCGUGGUGCAGUAGGGCUGGAAACCUGGGUUUCUUUAGGAUCAUUACGGGAAAUAUGAAUUGUGUCAAGUAGGCAUGGAAGAGGGAGACUUUAAGUGGUUGGGCCUAUCUUGUCUCAACUUGGAAAUGGUUGUCUACUGACGGUUUGAAUUUCAGGUUUUUAAAUUUUUUUUUUUUUUUAAUGGUUCAUUGGUCUUAAGGCAACCGAACAGUACGGUAAAAUCAUCACUACAGAAGUACACUUUGUUGCUGAAUAAUUAUAGACUUUAGGCACUUUUGUAAUGUUACUCAUUGCUGCCCAGGGCCGAAUGGGGUUAGAUAUUCCCGUCUGGUGAAAUAGGGUGACAUUAGUGUUCCCCUGUGCUGUGUCACAGCCAAGAGAUUUGAUAGAAAAUUCAGACCCAGGUGAGCUCCCUGCAGGUUUCUUUCAGUCCCAGAAGGCUUCGUGAAAACAAAUGACGAGGGGGG